Molecule: messenger RNA, 1041 nt
Organism: Aspergillus lentulus
Lineage: Eukaryota; Fungi; Ascomycota; Eurotiomycetes; Eurotiales; Aspergillaceae
Source: RefSeq, a predicted model, not a curated record
AUGACCCGACUCCCGAGCUUCUUCACAGCAGCGCUAUACACACUCUACUCUCUCCCAGGAAUCUCUGCCUGGACCUUCGUCUGGAGAAACGUCAGCGACGCCCCCACUGUCGAAGAAGGCACUGGCGCACAGCCCUGCAAAGCAAUAGACCAUGCCAAAGGCAAAUAUUUCAGAUUCAACGCUGAGGACAGUCUAGUGCGGAUCUACCUGUACGGCUCAUCCAGUUGCACGGAUGACCUCAUCUGGACAGCUGAAGAUUAUCUUACAAAGAACUCGAGUAGUCCGAUACGGGCGUUCGCGGUCAUUGACCUAAGAGGCGCGAAUACGAGCACUAGUAGUCAGCUCGAGCCGUUCCCUGGGAACGACUGGUUCAAAUCAUCUCCUAACAGCCCGAUCGUGACUGCCAUGGGAAAGCGACUGGUGGCGGAAGACUGUGGGAAGUACACAGAGGGUCCGGGACCCCAGUGGACUGAGGCGGACCGGAAGUCCUAUCAAUGUUGGCAGGAGAAGCUUGGCUACACUGGUGCGGACGCCGAUGGGUGGCCUGGAAAGACGAGUUGGGAUCAGCUCAAGGUUCCUCUAACGGAGAGCAAGGCGUCUUCUACAACUACGGAGACGCCGUCAAAUACGAGUACGGGUACACAUACAAGUAUGUUUGCUUCGGAUACGACUGCCUCCACGACGUCAUCACUCGGCGGGGGAAAAAUCGCUGGGGUAGUGGUGGGCUCUGUGGCCGGGCUAGGACUCAUCUUGGCGAUAAUCUAUCUCGCGCGACUGAGAGGGCGUCGAUCUGCGCUGGGGUCCAAACAAGACGAGACAGAGCGAGAACCAGAAGGUGGUGGUAAUGAUGGUGAAGAUCAUGAUAUCUGUGAUGCUGCAGUAACAGAAGAAGCAAAGUCAGUGGAGCAAUUACCUCCAGCGGCUGAGGCCAUUCCAGCACACAACCCGAGGAAGCACUUUGCCGAGCUCCCGGGAGACACGGCGACGGCAGAGUUGAGUGACAGUCGGAGGAUUGUUGAACUGGGAGACGGUCGAACAUAG